AACCACAGGUUUUUCUAGAUACCAAAUAUGUCGAAUGAGACAAGCUGAAAGAAUUUACUUCCCUUUUCAUAGCGUGGAGGCUAUUUAAAGAAGGCAGAAUGCGGGACAAGUUGGAGAGACUGCAGACUAUAAUCGAGCAGCAGGAGGUGUAUGAGCCAAACUUUUAUGAAACCCAGUAUGAUGUUGACAAGGCAACUUUGACUCAUCAAGCAGUAAUAUUUGAGAACUCCCCAGCUAUUGAGGGCAUCUUAAAGGAGGCUGAAUCAAUACGCAAAGACAUCUCCCUGCUCCACUUAGAGGUGGCACGUAUGUGCGCCCACAAUGAACGCUUUGCAACCUCCGUGCGCCGCCUGACUCUUCUUAAAAAGGAUUGUGACUCCAUUGCCAGAGGGAUCCAACAGCGGGGGGAGGCUCUGUAUGCACGUCUGCAGGCCCUGGGUAAACAGAGCAAAGAGCUGGAGGAGAAAGAGGGUUCCAGCUGUGCUGUUAGCCGCAUUGCCCGUGCUCAGUAUGAGUCACUGACCCGUGCCUUCCACGAUGCUAUGACUGACUACAAUAAGGCAGAGGAGGCUCAGAGGAAUACGUGUCGGGUGAGGAUCCAGAGGCAGGCCUCGAUACUGGGAAAAGAAAUCAGUGAUGAGCAGCUGGAUGUGCUGGUGGACAAAGGUGGUGAGGGCUGGGCAGAGCUGUCUCAGGGACUUCAGAAUCAAGGUGCGCCCUCGUGCCGCAUGGCCCUGUCUGAGAUCAAAGGCAGACACAAGGAGCUGGUGGAACUGGAGGCCAGGAUGAAGGAGGUCCACGAACUGUUCCUGCAAAUGGCCAUACUAGUAGAGGAGCAGGGAUCCAUGCUCAAUAACAUUGAGGCUCAUGUGUACAGCACUGAGGAAUAUAUUGAAAAAUGCAACUUUCACGUGAAGACGGCCGUACAGUACAAGAAGAAAAAUCCUUUUCUGCAGUGUUGCCCCUGUCUACCUUGCUGUAAAAACAACCAAAUUUUUUAGGAUUGUGUUUGAUGUAAAUUAGUAAAAAUCUGAAUAAACAUUUAAACAUGCAUGUGGAAGAAAUGGAACUAAACAAACAAAGUGCAAUAUGUCGAUGAUAGAUGAUUGCACUAAAUGUAUGGAAGACAGUUCU
This is a messenger RNA of Archocentrus centrarchus (flier cichlid), 1134 nucleotides long. Its product is annotated as syntaxin-11-like. Gene Ontology annotation, molecular function: SNAP receptor activity; SNARE binding. NCBI's taxonomy places the organism in Eukaryota, Metazoa, Chordata, Actinopteri, Cichliformes, Cichlidae. Gene Ontology annotation, cellular component: SNARE complex; synaptic vesicle; plasma membrane. The record is from RefSeq and is a predicted model, not a curated record. The coding region runs from base 99 to 1001 and encodes 300 amino acids. Gene Ontology annotation, biological process: exocytosis; intracellular protein transport; synaptic vesicle fusion to presynaptic active zone membrane. The transcript has 2 exons.